This is a messenger RNA of Angiostrongylus costaricensis, 210 nucleotides long. The record is from the annotation of a GenBank genome assembly. NCBI's taxonomy places the organism in Eukaryota, Metazoa, Nematoda, Chromadorea, Rhabditida, Metastrongylidae.
AUGCAGUUUCUGUUGAUGAAACUGUCGCUUACGGCUCCAGUUGAGCAGCUACAGAAGAAAUUCCCAUCGGCGAUCAUCGUCGGUGUUAAAAAGGCUGGCACUCGAGCAUUACUCGAAUUCCUUCGAUUGAAUCCAAAUAUUCGAGCGCCGGGGCCAGAAGUCCAUUUUUUCGAGAAGAACUAUCACAAGGGACUGGAUUGGUACAGGUGA